CGGGACGCGUGAGCGCAUACACGUCAUCACCGACGGCGGCGGGGGCGCGCGAAGCGACAUAGCGCUCUUUCUGGCGGGAGGACGUGCUCGCGCUCAGAGACUGCUCGCUGAUAAACUGCUAUUAUAAUAUUGAAAAGUAUUGUAUUUUUGUUUAAUGUACGGUUAUAAGUGUGUUAUAUUAUACGAAGGACAUUAAAACGGCUGCUAGUGGGUUCUGAAGGAGCGAUCGCGUUUACACUGAGCAAGUUUUCGCGGGUGAAAUUAACCGUCGAAAUCCAGUCAUAUUCCUGAUAAGUUCGCAUAAUUUUGUGCUGCAAUUAAUCAACUCACUUCUAUGACAAAACACACCCUGAUAAUUUACUCUCAUUGUCAUCCAAGACCUUUCUUUCUUUCUUUCUUUCUUCAGAAUUUUGAGGAAAACAUGCAGGGUUUUUCACCAUUUAGUUGAUUUCCAUGGUGCUCAGUGGUUCCAACUUUUAACUUGUGUUUCAUACGGUUUUCAAAGGCUCACACUUAUCCCAGAUUAGGGAAAAGUGUUCAUUUAUAACCUGGGAAUGUGAGAUGGGUCAGUUCACUAGUUACCAGGCAGACACACAGGGUCCAUUUUGAGAUGUUCUGACUGGAAAAUUUAUAUCAUUGCAUAACAAAUGAUCACUAGUUAGUAUCUCAACAUUGCGCAGUGCGAACGUGACCUAAAGGACAGAUGCUCUCACUGAUAAAAAGCUCUGCUGAAGAUGCGUGACUCGACAAUUAACUCAACAAUUGUGCAACAUUUCAGUUUGUGCAAAGGAUGAACAGUUUUGCAAUGUUGAACAAAAAGUAGUCGGACAUUUAAAUAUAUUUUUUGCUUCACUGAAGAAUACAAGGCCCAACACAAAUGCGAUCUACUGAGAAGAUGGCAAUGACAGUGUUUGUCGUGGCUCUGCUUUCUGUUUUCACGGCGUCUGUCAUCUCUGUUCAUGAUGGAUUCAAGCCAAUCGACUGUUCUGAAAUCUACAAAUCAGGACAAACAGUCAGUGGGAUUUACUCCAUCUAUCCAGUCGGUGACGCUCCUGUCUGGGUUUACUGUCAGAUGAUUUCAGAUGGGAAAGAUGAAGACAAUGGAGGAUGGACAGUGUUUCAGAGACGAAUGGACGGCAGGAUUAACUUCUAUCAGCCGUGGGAAGAGUACAAGAGAGGAUUUGGGACCACCGAAGGCGAAUACUGGCUGGGGUUGGAGAACCUCUACCAGUUGACACGCCACAAGAAGUACAUGCUGAAAGUGGAUCUGGAGGACUUUGAAGGAAGGAAAGGUUUCGCUCAGUACUCGUCCUUCUCUGUGGGUUCUGAAGCUGAAGGGUAUAAACUGCAGGUUUCUGGGUUCACUGAUGGGGGAGCAGGCGACUCUUUAUCUGCCCAUAAUGAUCAGAAGUUCACCACUCUUGACAAAGACCAAGACCCCAAUGCAGAGAACUGCGCCAGACAUUUCCUUGGGGGAUUUUGGUAUACAGCAGGCUGUUACUACACAAACCCAAAUGGGAUGUAUUUAUGGGGAGAACACAACACACAUACCGCUAUUGGAGUGGUUUGGUCAACAUGGAAGAAUAGUUUCAGUGCCAGCAUGAAAACAUUCCUCAUGAAGAUCAAACCUGUGUCUUAAAAACAUUAGCAUAGCUAACACACGUCACACUGUUUUCUUUAUUUGACAAGAGUGACGGUUUAAGAUUUGACUUUCCUCAAUGCAACUAAUGAUGUUUCUGUUAUCUGAUGUACUAUUAUAUUAAUCACAUCUUCAGAAAGAUUAAAUAAAGUCCUACGCUGCAUG
Danio aesculapii is the source of this 1804-nucleotide messenger RNA. RefSeq names its product microfibril associated protein 4, tandem duplicate 11 (gene mfap4.11). The transcript has 6 exons. Lineage: Eukaryota; Metazoa; Chordata; Actinopteri; Cypriniformes; Danionidae. The coding region runs from base 878 to 1639 and encodes 253 amino acids. Gene Ontology annotation, biological process: elastic fiber assembly. The record is from RefSeq and is a predicted model, not a curated record.